Messenger RNA from Fimicolochytrium jonesii, 3206 nucleotides. RefSeq lists its product as uncharacterized. Gene Ontology annotation, cellular component: spindle; microtubule. The transcript has 8 exons. NCBI's taxonomy places the organism in Eukaryota, Fungi, Chytridiomycota, Chytridiomycetes, Spizellomycetales, Powellomycetaceae. Gene Ontology annotation, biological process: activation of protein kinase activity; regulation of mitotic spindle organization. Bases 351 to 2918 code for a protein of 855 amino acids. The record is from RefSeq and is a predicted model, not a curated record. Gene Ontology annotation, molecular function: protein binding.
CUUCUCUUUCUCCUUUCGCCAACGGCCUCCGGUGCGACAGACUUACGGCCGUGCCAGCAUUGGGCUUGUGUACCCUGGUCCUAUCCAUUCUCUACAUAGUCCUCUACACGGCUUCCAGCUGAGUGACGUCUACUCAACGGAGGUCCGAAUAUCACUCGUUAAUACAACUUUCGCCAAUAUCAACUAAGGAGUCGCGUACGAGAUCUUACCGCUGUUCACCGUGAUUGCAGCUGCUGUUCACAUCGACCUUUGGAAUCUUCAGAUCGCCCUUGGUUGUGCAGCAUCGAAUUGACCGUAGGACACCGGCAGCAUCGAGAGCACUAUCGGCCAGACUCGGAGUUUGCAACCUAAUGACGCCUAAAUCUCGGACCCCUCGCGCGGGCUCGCUCACGCCGCGCCCUCAUAGAAUCACCGCCAUCCCUCUGUACCCAUCAGCAGACGCGGAACCAGGGGAGGCAGGCCCGAGCAAGCCACUUUUCUCGUUUGCACUGCCGGAGCCAAGCGCGUUCGAAUCACCAGUGCCGCCCAAAUGCCGUAUGACGCUGUUGGCACAGGCGGUCGCGAACAACACGAAGGCGGCCAUGGCUACUGCGGCGGCAGCUCCCUUGCGUGAUGCUAUGGACAUGACGGAUGGAGCAGCGAAUGUUGAUUUGGUGGCUCCAGCCGCCGAGCCUUUGGCCGCAGAUCGGGCCGGCAACACGGAUGCACCUUCUGGGGCCCAUGACGAUAGAAACGAGCAGAUCGAUAUGGAGGGAGAGGACGAAUCGAAGCGCCAGGCGGAACGCGAUCCCCAAUACGAGUUCAACGCCCCUCAGUUUUUUGAUUUUCAUGACUUUAAAGACAAUGCUAGUGAGACAGGCGCAGACACUUGGUUUGACUCGCGGACUCUUUCACCAACAAGCACCAUGCAUUUUGGAGAUGGGGACAGAGACGAUUUUGAUGACGAUGAGGAUGAAGAGUACUUUGCCGUACACGAUGUUGCGACGCCGAAAGCCAGUCAAUUGAAUGCAUAUUUCCGAAUGCCGAGUGCCCGGAAAGAGUCGCACGUGCCACAAGUACCAUCUGAACUCCGACCCGUAUCUGAAUCUGCCGACGAACCUGCGCCGUCCGGAAAGACAGAUCCUAACCCAAUCCCCUUCAAAGCUAAAGCAAAAAAGCCCCAAUCGACAUUCGAAAUGAACCUAGCAAAAGCAAAGGCAAAAGCCAGAGCAUCAAUGACUACGACAAAUACAUCACUUGCCAACGUCUCCGCGGCCGCAGGCCCUCAGCGAGCGCCACGACCGAGCGUUCCCACGUCAUUUCGCGCACAGGCGCGAGCGCACUCCAUCAGUGGCCAUGGGCCGGAAAAAAAUGCGUUGGCGCAACAGAAAGGACCGAGACCGCUGACGAUCCCGAAGGAGUUUACUUUUGUGGCGAGGUUGAAGGCGAAGCAGAGCACAUUGGGGAUGAGGUCGCCUGGUGGAAUACAGAAAAAGAAAACAUCCAAAAUCAAUGGCCUGACCAUCCCCAGGCCCUUCAGACUGCACACGACCAACUUCCGGUCUACUCUCCAGAGCAUGGGCAACGACUUGACGAAUGCGCCUAAAUCACCGUUUGUGCCGCUGGCGGUUCGCAUUAAAACGUUUGAGAACCAGGUGCCGGAUCGCUUCAGGCCGACGGGUCCGAAGGGAAAGAAGGAGGAGAAGAAGAGAAGUGUUUCGCAUAGUGGGCCCAUAUCUCCAUGGCGAGGUCGGAUGCGGACGACCAGGCCGCAAUCGCCUUUCCUGUUGACCAAGCUGAGGACGAAGAGUCAUACCGUGCCCAGUCGAGAAGAACAAGAACUAGCUGAGCUCGCCAAAUUCCAACCAUUCAAAGCCAAACCCGCCGACCCUCACAUCCUCCACGCCGACCGACCCCUAGGCGUGCCCACAGUCCCUCGCCCACUCCCGACCGUUCCCGAAUCUCCCGCCAUCAGCAAACCCCGCGCGCCUCAACCGCGUCCUCCAUCGCCUCCGCGCAUCAUCGCCGCUCGCCCAGUCCCUAAAACGAUCUAUGAGAAACCGUUCGAGCCGCAGAUUCAGCAUAGGGUCAUUGAACCGUCGAGCUUUGAGUUGCCGGGGGAUGAGAUUAGUCGACGCAAGAAGAUGGAGUUUGAGGCGAGACAGAGGGAGGAGGAGAUGAGGAUGAGGGAGACAAAGGAGUUUAGAGCUCAGCCAUUGCCGGUUGAUGAUAUACCCAUGCGAGGAGCCGCCUACGUUCCACCCAAACCACCUACCGAACCCGCCCCAUUCAACCUCGAAACCGAGUUCCGCGGCGCAUUCGCCCGCAUGACCCUCGAAGAGCGACAAGAAAAGCAACGCGAGGAAGAAGCCAAGCGGCGACAAUUCAAAGCCCAGCCUUUACCGUUCUCCAUCGACCACCCCUUCUUCCCGCAGCCGUCCAACAAACCGCUGACGAAUGUCGAGGAUGUGGUUUUGUCGACUGAGGAACGGGCUGAGGAAAGGAAGGCGUUUGAUGAGGAGAGGAGGAUAAGGGAGGCGGCUGAGGAGGAGAUGCGGAGGAGGGCGGCGAAGGAGCAGGAGGAACGCGAAAAGCUCGAGAUCGCCCAAGACCGCGCUCAACGCGUGCACAAAGCGCAACCGCCCCAAUACGACCGCAUCAAACCGCUCCUCAUCAAACCCUCCGACCGCAAGCUCACAGACCCGCACUCGCCCUUCAUCGGCGCCAAGCGCAAAAAGGCCUCCGCGGACAUCAAAGUCGAGCGCGACCCCGCCGUCUUGGGCGCAGCGGAUAAUGAGUUUGAUGGCGAGUAUUAUACGUAUCAUGGUGGUGGGGGCAGUCUGUUGCAGCAGAGGCUUUAUGAGGUUGCGGAACGGUUGGAAAGGGGGGAGAGUGUUAGUGAGGAUGAGGGGGACGAUGCGGACGAUGAGCGGACGUGAAUGGGUGAUAUGGAGGGGGUGGGAAACGCUGCGUAGAUGCAGCAAACUCGGUAUCUGUUGUUUUGCCGGACGAUGGGAACGUUAUUAAAGGGGAGGGAUCAUUUUUUCUUGCGUUUAUUGGUAGCGAUAUGAUUUCCCGCUUUGGACCGUCGGACAUGUCUUUCUUGAUGUAUGUAUAACGGAGGGGAACAAGGGGUUUGGGAUGACGAGCCCCCUUCUCGUCUUGGUAGUCUGAGGGUGUGAGUUGCACUGAGCGUACGAUAAUAACUUGAGCAAAUGAAACAUAGA